AUGUUGGUCAAUUAUACUUUAUUCCAAUUUGUGUCCAAAUUCAGCAGUAAGUAUACUUCCGCAAUCGCCUGGCCAACAAUUGAACUUGCUGAACGUAAUUUUAACCCAAUAUUGCAUUGGCGGGAGGUUUCGACAAGAAAGUCUAUGGGCGAUGAACUGACCCAACAUCCCAACAGACUGAUACUUGAUGGCGACUAUAUAUUAAUGCCUGCUUAUUCUGCUGUAAACGGCCAUGGGGAUGUUAUUGUUAGAAACAAUCCUGACAACAUCAAGAUUAUAUCGAAGACAGGUAAAAGCAAGGUGGUUAAAUUACCUGAACCCAGUGAAGGUAGAGUUAUCACGCAAGAUAUUAGAGGACUUGCUGUUGAUAAGAAUAACAACGUUUACGUGGUGAGACGGCUUAAAACAUCUACGGAAAUUGGCGAAGUGGAAAGUAUCGUGUUGGAUGUACUGGACGAGAACUACAAUGUAAAGCAGGACUCGCGCAGAUUGGAAUAUUUGGACGCAAUUGAUUGUGUGAUGAUCGCUGUAACCAAGAACAAUGAUAUUGUGGUGAUCCAACACGAUGAUCCCCAGGUGUUUGUCAUAGACAAUACCGGGAAAUUAAAGCACGUGUUUGAAAGAGGCUCACGUAAUCUACGCGGCUUAGGUAUUUGUGGGCAGGAUGAAAUCAUGGUAUCAUCAGGCAGUUUCCAGAUUGUGGAGAUAUACUCCCAGGAAGGAAAUCUGAAGUCAACAAUAAAACUACCAGAAGGUCACGAGGUCCAUGGGUUUGCAUUUAAUUAUGUCAUUUGUAAAAUAAUUGUCUUAACCCGUGUCAGGAAAAAAGAUUCCUAUUUCCUUCUGUGCUACACUGAAGCAGGUGAACUGGAGACCGAAACGUUCUUUUGUAAGGGAAUUGACGGAUUUUACUCCAGAAUCUGUUCUCAUCCAAGUGGUCCUAUUGCUAUUGUGAGGACGAAAAGCAUCACUUUCAUUUAA
Molecule: messenger RNA, 981 nt
Organism: Paramuricea clavata
Lineage: Eukaryota; Metazoa; Cnidaria; Anthozoa; Malacalcyonacea; Plexauridae
Source: the annotation of a GenBank genome assembly